CGCCGAGAGUAUCUGGUAGUCAUACGCUGGCCCGUUGCGAGCCCGCUGAUGUAGCUGCGCUGUUCUCGCUUCUAGUGAGUUGCGUCCACGUUAUAUGCGUUACGCAGUGACAACCGCGUGUUUCGAUCCGAUCGAAGUGUGCCUGCGAAGAGUCGGUAGAUCUUCGUAGGCCCAUCAGUUCUUGUCGUCGCUUAUGACCAACGUUUAUUCGUAAUAUAAAGGUGCGAAAGGUGCGAAAAGCUUGUCGUGCGAUUCUCGCGAUUGUCUCUUUCGAAGACGGUCGAGUGGUUAUCUUCCAAUUUUCGGCAGAACAACGGUACAGUUGAAGUGGCCGUGAUAGCCGGCGGGACCAAAGCGCUUAGUAUCUCGGUGUACCUCAAAGCCGACAUAUCCGGCGAGGAUUGCUCACAUGGUCCAUGUUUUGUUUCUGUGAUUACCUCGCCGUGGCUCCCUCUCGAUCGCUUCCGCUCGCGGCGACGAGCUACUAUCGUGUCUAAAGCGCGCGCUUCAGCGACCUCGUGUGCGAGACCAGCGUGCACGACGCGACGAGAAGACUCGCGGAUAAGCUCGUGGAACAUUCCGCUGACGCGGGAUGCUCGGACUACAGUGGUGCUUUCAGUGAGAUGCUUGCCGAUAGACGUGGUGGCGGUAGUAGCUAUAGGAUCAUUGACACGACGAUCCCCGAACCCCUAAUCAACAAUCUGGUUGUCAUCGGCAGCGGGAACGCGUUAACGUCCAAUGUCUCGAGCGACCCUCGUUCGGAUGAAAUCGUGUGAUUGACAUUAUCCCGAACGGUCGAACCGUUGUAGUAUCGAGGAUUCGCGCCUCGUACUGCGUUUUCCAUCAUUUUCUCUGUCUCUGCCUCUCCGCCACGAAGCGGAUAAUCCGUAGAAGGAAAUGCGACGUCAUUGACGGCAUUUAAACCGACGGUACGACCGACGCUCGCGACGUUAGUUCGCGUAAAGUGCAUUGAACGACUUCGUGAUCGCUUACUCCGUGAGGCGUCUUACGUGAGAGAGAAGUAGUAGAGUAGAAACGGAGUACUGAGAAGAGAGAAAAUUUACUGUUCCAGACAAGAGCUCGAGAUUCCCCUGCAUUUCCCGGAAGAUCGGUGUUACGUUUUUUACAAGACUGAUCGAGACGCUCAAAAAAGCUUGCGGCAAUUGAACGGAGAAAUGGAUACAUUCUUGAUUAUCGGCAUCUGCUUCUUCUGCUACGAGAUGUGCGAUUUAAUCAGGCGGUAUACCGCCCCGCAAGCGAUAGAGACGCAAUGCCCGGCGGAAACGACCACCAAGGCACUGCCCCCGCAGAAGAUAUAUUCGAUUUCUCGCAAGAUUCAAGGACCCCGCGCCUGUUGCCCGCAAUAGAUCGCGCCUUUGAUUUCGAUACGGAUAAUUUUAUCUAUAGAGUCGUCGUUUAACAUUUGUUAGUGUGGGAAACGAGCCGCUUUGUGCGAACUACGGCGGACAAAGGAUCACCACUUCGCCAAACCUCAAACGGAUGUAGAAUUCCGCCGGACCGACCCGGAGCAAAUGGAUAGCCGCGCGAGAUGGAUUUACAGUUCCACGCAGUGAUAACAGACGCCCGUCUCGGAGAUUCAUGAUGUUUACGGAGGUCCGAGGCAGCGACGCGAUCGAUAAUGAUUUGUCAGCUGUUACGCCACCUGGAACGUAGACCAGCGGAUCGACCAGUUCUUAGGUGAUGAUUCGUAGACGUGAUACGAUCGAGGACCAAUUCGCAAUUCUUGUCGGCAAACGUGUCGUUUCAUUCAUAAAUGCUCCUCAAGGAAAUAAGGCGCGCUAGUUGCGAAUCGAUAAGACACGAUGAGUAGGAUCCGCCGGGCAGUUUAGCCCACGGACAACGAAACGAUUCGCUGACGUAAUGGUUACCAAUGUUGUUUGAUAUUCGCGGAUGUGUGCGGAUGUACCGACGAUGCAAUUGCUCGAUUGGUACGCGUGAAAUCGGCAGUGGCAAAAUUCACUCGAGCGACACUAGUCUCUACGACGCAUGCGGUACACGCCGUCAUCGCGUAACAUGGAAAGCAGAGAGAGAGAUAGAUCGUCGUUAGGCUUUUAAGAGAGCCGGCAAGUGAUAUCGAUUCAGAACGUCGCGACCGAUAGCUCGCCACGAGAGUGAGGGAAAAGCAAACUCGUUUGACGAACUCUUCAGUACGUGCCUGUGAAUGCAGACUUUAGAACGGCGUUAGACGCCGAACGUUGUCGAUGCGACCGCACCGGGCCGCGUCACAUAAACAAGAAGUGAAGUUUCUUUUGUGUACCUCAGUUAAACUGGUAUGGUCGUGAAUGGUGGUGCAUUAUUCCUCAAAGUGUAACGCGCAUCGUGUGUCGACAUCCUAAGGAAGAGGAGAGAAGUAGUAACAUCGAUGCCUCGUUUACACGUCGUGAUUGAAUAUGUUCACUGCCCGUAACUCAAUCUUUACGUCCACGAUCGUAUCGAAAAGUUUUUGCAAAAAGAUUCGCGGUUGUUGUAGAACUAUAUUAUGACGCAAAUAUGUUUUGCGUCGAAAUUCGAAAAGCAGAGGGCUGAUAGCUUCAAGUGUGAACAAGUGAAAUUAGACUGCAGCGCUGUUAUAUUUCGCAGUUGCCUGUAAAGUGCAAAGGUCCAAUUUACCUUUAACAAAAGCGUUAACUUAAUAAAAUAUGCUCACAGUGCGUUGCCAUCGGUGAAAUUUCUUCCCGAAAUAGAAAUGGCAUUUGCACUGUUUUUAUAAUUACACGUUUUAGCAACAAAAAAAAAGACUCAACGUCAAGUGAAAGCGUCGUAAAUUAAAUUGCUGCGAUGUGUUUUCUUAUACUGUAUAAUGUGAUUCAUGAUGCAUACGUCAAGGCGCUUGCCGACCGAUCGUGAGGGUGUUUCUGAUCAACCAAAGUGGGAUUUCUCGUGCCAGAAGAUUUAGCGCGAGGACACGAGGAGAGAUACAUUCAUCAAUGCGACGAAGGGGAGGGCCAUGAGUAAUGCUCGAUACGACCACCUCCGAAGUUCGAUGCUCCGAUGCCAUGACGCUCUCGUGACCCCUUUUUGGCCGAUAACCCGAGAGAGAUCAAAACGAGAGAUCAUCGAAAACUAGAAGACAUGGACUCGCUGGAGCGCCUAAUGAGUUCCCGUUCUCACCCAGCUCUCACAGCGGCCACGCGAUCGCAGAAUGCCUUUGUACAGGCCAACCUCUGCUCCGUGAUAGGCCGUAAAGGGCGACACCUCAAUGGAACCUUUUGUUUAACCGGGGAUACGAUGGAAGGCAUCAUACAGUGCCUGGUCUUCCUCAAAGCUUUUUCGCUCGUGGGCGGUGAAUUCGACAUGGAGCUGAAUUUCGUGAUACAGGACGCACAGAACAUCAGGCACAUGCUGGAGCUUCUCGACCAUUGCCCACCCAAUCUCCAGGCUGAAAUAUGGAGCGUCUUUAUUGCGAUUCUCAGAAAAAGUGUCCGAAAUUUACAAGCAUGUACGGAUGUGAGUCUCAUAGAACACGUCCUGCAUCGAUUAUCUCGUGCGGAAACUGUUGUAGCCGAUUUGUUAAUCGAUAUGCUGGGGGUGCUGGCAAGCUACAGCAUAACGGUGAAAGAAUUGAAACUUUUGUUCGGCGCUAUGAAAUCCGUUAAAGGAAAGUGGCCACGGCAUUCGGCGAAACUAUUAAAUGUCCUCCGCCAAAUGCCGCAACGAAAUGGGCCCGAUGUGUUUUUCAGUUUCCCCGGCAGGAAGGGCUCGGCGAUUGUCUUGCCGCCUCUUGCAAAGUGGCCGCACGAGAAUGGAUUUACCUUUACCACAUGGUUCCGUCUAGAUCCCAUCAACUCUGUUAAUAUCGAACGAGAAAAACCGUACCUCUACUGCUUUAAAACAAGCAAAGGAGUAGGAUACUCUGCGCAUUUCGUAGGCAAUUGCUUAGUCCUGACUUCUAUGAAAAUAAAGGGCAAGGGCUUCCAACAUUGUGUCAAAUACGAAUUUCAGCCACGAAAGUGGUAUAUGAUCGCGGUAGUGUAUAUAUACAAUAGGUGGACAAAAAGUGAAAUUAAAUGCCUGGUCAAUGGUCAGUUAGCGUCGAGUACAGAAAUGACAUGGCACGUUUCGACGAAUGACCCUUUUGACAAAUGUUACAUCGGAGCAACCCCCGAAUUGGACGAAGAGCGCGUGUUUUGCGGACAAAUGAGUGCAAUAUAUUUAUUCAGCGAAGCGCUGACGACGCAUCAGAUAUGCGCGAUGCAUAGACUGGGGCCGGGAUACAAGAGCCAGUUUCGUUUCGACAACGAGUGCUACCUGAAUCUGCCUGACAAUCAUAAAAGGGUACUUUACGAUGGAAAAUUAUCGAAUGCAAUUGUGUUCAUGUACAAUCCAGUAGCAACAGACUCGCAGCUUUGUCUACAGAGUGCACCGAAAGGCAACAUCUCUUAUUUUGUACAUACUCCGCACGCCCUCAUGUUGCAGGAUGUCAAGGCAGUCAUAACACACUCGAUUCACAGCACGUUAAACUCAAUAGGUGGCAUUCAAGUACUGUUCCCGUUAUUCUCACAGCUGGAUAUGCCUUACGACUGCAUAGCGCCGAACGAUAUUAAGCGCGAUCCAACAUUAUGUUCGAAACUGCUCGGGUUUAUUUGCGACUUGGUAGAGAGCUCUCAAACCGUACAACAACACAUGGUACAAAACAGAGGGUUUCUGGUAAUAAGUUUUAUGCUGCAGAAAGCAAGUCGAGAUCAUCUUACGACGGAAGUUCUUGCAUCCUUCUUGGAGCUCACGAAGCAUUUAGUGACUUGUCUUAGCGCAAACAGCGAUUUAUUAUUGAAGCAGUUGUUUUAUUUUUCAUUCCUAACAUGGCAGCUACUGGAUCACGUUCUUUUUAAUCCUGCUCUGUGGAUUUACACACCAGCGCCAGUACAAACACGGCUUUACUCGUACUUGGCCACUGAAUUUCUUAGCGACACACAAAUUUAUUCCAACGUGAGACGUGUAUCAACGGUUCUACAAACUGUGCAUACGCUCAAAUACUACUACUGGGUAGCUAAUCCUCGCGCCAAAAGCGGAAUUACACCGAAAGGACUUGAUGGACCGCGACCGCAACAGAAAGACAUUCUUACAAUUCGUUCUUACAUUUUAUUAUUUUUAAAGCAAUUGAUAAUGAUUGGUAACGGUGUAAAAGACGACGAAUUACAAAGCAUACUUAAUUAUCUAACGACGAUGCACGAGGAUGAAAAUUUGCACGAUGUUUUACAAAUGCUGAUAUCUUUGAUGUCGGAACACCCGUCAUCGAUGGUACCCGCAUUUGAUGCGAAACAAGGAGUGCGAACGAUUUUCAAGCUUUUGGCAGCUGAGAGCCAGCUAAUACGUCUGCAAGCUUUAAAAUUGCUAGGAUUCUUCCUCAGCCGCAGUACACACAAGCGAAAAUACGACGUCAUGAGCCCGCAUAAUCUAUACACGUUAUUGGCUGAAAGACUCUUGUUGAACGAGGAAACACUCACAUUACCGACAUACAAUGUUUUAUACGAGAUUAUGACUGAGCACAUCAGUCAACAAAUAUUGUAUGCCAGACAUCCAGAACCUGAAUCUCACUAUCGUUUGGAAAAUCCGAUGAUCCUAAAGGUAGUCGCGACAUUAAUUCGACAAUCAAAGCAAACGGAACAACUAUUGGAAGUGAAGAAACUGUUUCUCUCAGACAUGACGUUGCUCUGCAAUAAUAAUCGGGAGAAUCGGCGAACUGUCUUGCAAAUGUCUGUAUGGCAGGAGUGGCUUAUUGCUAUGGCUUACAUCCAUCCGAAGAAUACCGAAGAACAGAAGAUAUCCGACAUGGUGUAUUCCUUAUUUCGCAUGCUUCUUCAUCACGCUAUUAAGCAUGAAUACGGUGGCUGGCGUGUGUGGGUUGAUACGCUGGCUAUCGUGCACUCUAAGGUAUCCUAUGAGGAAUUCAAACUUCAAUUUGCACAAAUGUACGAACAUUACGAACGACAGAGAUCCGAUAACAUUACGGAUCCGGAAUUAAGACAGCAAAGGCCAAUCAGCACGAUUUCCGGAUGGGAUCAACAGCAUUCUGGAAGCAAUGGAUAUAAUAGACCAGCGGCUUGGGGAAAUCAGCAAAAUCACGAGAUACAGCAUAUGGAAAGGAAUUACAAGGAGUUUGAUUCAUCUGAGGCAAAUGAACGAUUGGAAGAAUCCUGCAGCUGCGACCUCAAUUCAAUAGACAACACCGAAAGCGAUGGUAGUCCGGCUAUCGUGAAAUCACGUAGCGAGACCUUGGACACACUGCAAUCGUGCGAAGUGGUGUCAUUGGACUCCAGAUUGAGCGAUAAACCGGAAACACCAACUACUGCGCGCGAAACUCACACAGAGACGCCGACGAUUCUCGAAGAAGCGAACAGCGAAGCUGUCUCGUUGCCAACCACGCAAGAAACCAGCGAAGUGAUAUCGAUUGAGAGCUCCAGCGACUUCUACUGUGAGGUGCACAAGAUUGAGAGUUCCAGUCCUGAUUCAAUGAUAGUUCAGGACACGUUGAAAAAAGAAGAAGACACAAUACUUGAGAAACAAUCUGUUGCUGUUACCGAAACCUCUUCAACCGAACAGAUUAAAGAAAGCACAGAAGUGUCAGCCGUUGAAUCAAAAGACCCAGAGGAAACUGUGACAGACACAAACACUCCUGACACAAUUUCCACAACAGCGGACAAAGUUGAAAAUUCACCGGUCGAGAAUGAGGAAGUGAAGGAUAAGUCUGUCGAUGAGAAUAACGUUACGACCGACGAUAUUAAUACGCCCACCAACACUGAAGAUUCCAACAAGACUGCAAUAGUAAUCGAAAAUGCGGCCGACUCUGUUACUUCAAAGGCCGACGUCAAUACCGAUGCCGAUGCCGACACUGAAGAAGAUACCGUGCCAAUUGUCCCUUCUGACGAAACGCGGGAGCCUUUAACGGUUAAAGUUAUCGAGAAGCUCCAGUUAGAGAACGAUCGCGAAGUAGUUGAUAGCGAUACGUCAGAGGCGUACUUGACGCCAACCGAGAAUCAAGAGAGCUCGAGCGAGAUAAAAAGUAGAACGUCCGAAGUUGAAAAAGUCGAGGACGACACCGUCGAGAAAAAGGAUAUUUCUGAAGACAGGGACAUUACCGCUGAGACUGGUGAGAACGACGCAGGGGAAACUGUAAAAAAUCCUAAUUGCUCAACUAGCAUAGUAGAAAGCGGUGAGGCUUGCGCGGAGAAGGCGAUAGAUCUAGAAAGCGAGAAGAUGGAACCCGUUAUAGUGAAUAGUGCGUUAAGUAGUGACGAACGCGCUGCGGAUUCUUUAACGGAGGACAAAAGUGCUGUUAUUAAUGAUAACGAAGACGCGAAGGUAAACGAGAAACACUCAAGGGAGCCGUCCACUAUUUCCACUAGCGUAAGUGAUAAUAAGUCAGACGUUCCGGCGACGACUGGCGAGGUAGAAGUUACAGAUAGUGUUUGUAGUAAUAGCGAUGUUCAAAGUUCUGUAGAUAAUGUGACGCAAGUGCCAAAUCCUAAGCAGCAAAUCCCAACAAUAUCUACGGUCUGUGAUGCAACUAAAAGUUUAUCCGACGGUGUGCCUCAAAUCGUUAGUUCUAAUGUGGUUGCCAGGGACAAUGCGUUAUUGAAUGACUUAACUCCAGAUCACGUAGACACCCAUCGCAGAUCCAGCCUGCCGAUCGUCUCCACGGAAACGGUCGCGGACGACAACAGUCACGAGCCACCAUCCUUGCCUGUGCCCUUACGAAAGACAUCGUCACCCCAGAAACGACCAAGGAGUGCCUCUACGUCCACGCAGGUGGAUCCUAAUCAUUUCGAAGCCAAAAGAUCAAAGCAAGGAAAUCCCUCCACGCGGCCAAUGUUUAGUCCAGGUCCGACACGACCUCCAUUCAGAAUACCAGAAUUUAAAUGGUCAUACAUACAUCAACGGCUGCUGUCGGAUGUGCUAUUCUCUUUGGAAACAGAUAUUCAAGUGUGGAGAAGUCACUCAACUAAGUCCGUAUUGGAUUUCGUAAACAGCAGCGAGAACGCUAUUUUCGUGGUGAACACUGUCCAUCUAAUUUCGCAGUUAGCCGACAACCUCAUAAUAGCUUGCGGCGGUUUGUUGCCCUUAUUAGCGUCGGCCACCUCGCCAAAUAACGAAUUGGAUGUAAUCGAACCAACUCAGGGGAUGCCAAUCGAAGUGGCAGUUUCUUUUUUGCAAAGACUAGUCAACAUGGCUGACGUACUUAUAUUCGCUAGCUCGUUAAACUUUGGAGAACUAGAGGCUGAGAAAAAUAUGUCAAGUGGUGGCAUAUUGCGACAGUGUUUACGACUGGUCUGUACAUGUGCCGUUAGAAACUGCUUAGAGUGUAAAGAACGUGGCAGAUCGUACAGCAUGUUAGGUCGGCAGAUUGGUUCUAGUAAUAAAUCACAACACAUACAGUCGCUUAUACGCGGGGCUCAGACAUCGCCUAAGAACAUCGUGGACAAUCUUACGCAUCAGUUAAGUCCUGUGAAGGAUCCCGAGAAAUUGCUACAAGACAUGGACGUAAAUCGUUUGAGAGCUGUGAUAUACAGAGAUGUUGAAGAAACCAAGCAGGCACAGUUUCUGUCCCUUGCUAUAGUUUACUUCAUCUCUGUAUUGAUGGUCUCCAAAUAUCGCGAUAUAUUAGAACCGCCAAUAUCGCCGCGUCCACCAAGUCCAGUGCAAACGAUACAGACAAAUGGUGCCGGUCUCAGGCCAGGUAGCCCUUCAGAUGGGAAUGGUGGUGGAGGAGGGCGGCCCUUAUUUCCACAGUGGUCUCACCACGUGUACCCACAGUUCCUCCCAGGAUCUCACCCUAACGCCAAUGCAAAUGUCAAUGCCAAUGCCAAUCAUCACAUCAACCAGCACCAUCACCAGCACCCGCUACCGGCUGCCAGGCACUCUAAUCGCCAGCCACCUUCCAACUAUUAUCUCCCGAAUCACCAUAACAAUCACUACAAUCAUCAUCCGAAUAACUAUCAUCGCCAUCAUCACUAUCAUCACCACAAUAACAACAACCACCACCAUACGCUUCAAAAGCAUAUCGAUCAGCCCCGAAAUCUCUGUCAUAGAAACUCCGGUGUCGGUCUGCAAGGUAGCGGAGGUAUAAUGAGUCAAUCGGGAUCUCAGGAUGAUGGCGAGUAUGAAGUCAUCAUCGUUGACGAGAACAAUUCUUCGAUUUUGGCCGAUCACGACGUCACGUCGUCUGGUCCACCGUCGACCAAGGGAGGUCACAGUGGUGUACCUCGGCCGCGGACUAUUCUCGAGGAUUACACCUCAUCAGAACCAACGCUUGGCACUUCUACAAGGUCCGAACCACUGCCACGAAAUCUGCAGAGCAAUGACUCCAGCGAGGAGACGGUACAUCGCAGCAAUAUCACCGCGGACCCGAGUCCUUCCGAAAUUACCACGGACAACGAAAACAAGCAUAAUUCGUCCGAAGAAGCCUGGACAGACGUGAACCUUAAUGAAGACGGUGAUACGAUGGCUAUUACAAAUCCAAGAGAAGACCCGCGAAACAUCCACAAUAUUGCACACUCGCGUGGUGACAUGCAAGACAGCGAGGGUAAUGUUCUCGAACAAGAAAUGCUCGGCAACGCGGAACGCGGGGAGAAACCGUCGGCGGAAAUCUCUGUGGUGCGGGUUCCCGAUCGGUUGGUGGUAACCGCAGCAUCCCCGAGGGCCGACGAAUUGCCGAUCAAAGGUCUGGUCGAUCAUUUACCCGUACCAACACCUUCCCGUGAGGCCUCUCUCACGCAAAAGCUGGAAAUGGCUUUGGGUUCGGUUUGCCCCCUCCUUCGAGAGAUUAUGGUGGACUUUGCUCCCUUCCUGUCCAAAACACUCGUUGGCUCUCAUGGUCAAGAAUUGUUAAUGGAAGGAAAAGGUUUAACCACAUUUAAGAACAGCAACUCCGUCGUGGAAUUGGUUAUGCUGCUCUGCUCUCAGGAAUGGCAAAACUCCUUGCAAAAGCACGCGGGCCUCGCUUUCAUCGAGCUCAUUAACGAGGGAAGGCUGCUAUCUCACGCGAUGAAGGAUCACAUAGUAAGAGUCGCAAACGAGGCAGAGUUCAUUUUAAACAGGAUGAGAGCGGAUGACGUGCUGAAGCAUGCUGACUUUGAGUCGCAAUGCGCGCAGACAUUACUGGACCGUCGGGAAGAAGAACGUAUGUGUGAUCAUCUAAUUACCGCGGCACGAAGACGCGACAAUGUUAUCGCUAGUAGACUGCUGGAGAAAGUUCGAAAUAUCUUGUCCAACAAGCACGGCGCAUGGGGAUACAUGGAUCCGAUGGCUGCAAAAUUAGCCGAAUACUGGAAACUGGAUGCUUGGGAGGAUGAUGCACGUAGACGCAAGCGUUUCGUGCACAAUCCACUAGGCUCGGGCCACCCCGAAGCUACUCUCAAGGCGGCUCUAGAACACGGUGCACCCGAGGACGCGAUACUUCAAGCGCGUGAAGAGUUUCACGCGCAUCUCGCAGCCUCGCGUGCACACCAACAGCAAUUGCAGUCGACGGAUCUUCUGGAUGACAGUGAAUUGCUGUCGGACGACAGGGAUCUCGACAACGACUUGACAGGUCCGGUGAACAUUAGCACGAAAGGCAAAUUAAUUGCACCCGGUAUCGUGGCGCCAGGCAUCAUUUCCGUUACGUCUACAGAGCUGUAUUUCGAGGUGGACGAGGAUGAUCCGGAGUUCAAGAAAAUCGACAGCGAGGUGCUGAAGUACUGCGACCACUUGCACGGAAAAUGGUACUUCUCCGAGGUGCGCGCGAUCUUCUCGCGGCGUUACCUGCUGCAAAAUGUGGCCAUCGAGAUCUUCCUCGCCAGCAGAACUUCGAUCCUGUUCGCGUUCUCGGACAUGGCGACGGUGAAAAAGAUGAUCAAGGCGCUACCGCGGGUCGGUGUUGGCAUCAAAUACGGGAUACCCCAGACUAGACGGGCAUCGUUGAUGUCGCCGCGACAAUUGAUGAGAAGCUCUAACAUGACUCAAAAGUGGCAGCGUCGGGAGAUAUCCAAUUUUGAGUAUCUGAUGUUCCUGAACACAAUCGCUGGCCGCACGUACAAUGACUUGAACCAGUAUCCUGUAUUCCCUUGGGUGUUAACCAACUACGAAACGAAGGAACUCGAUCUCAGUUUACCAAGCAACUAUCGAGAUUUGUCCAAGCCAAUUGGCGCAUUGAAUCCGAACAGAAGAGCUUAUUUCGAGGAGCGCUUCCAGAGCUGGGAACACGAUACCAUACCGCCCUUCCAUUACGGCACGCAUUAUUCUACGGCGGCCUUUGUUUUAAAUUGGAUGAUACGCGUGGAACCGAUGACAACGAUGUUCUUGGCGUUGCAAGGCGGCAAAUUCGAUCACCCUAACAGACUAUUUUCAUCUAUCGCGCUCUCGUGGAAGAAUUGCCAGCGCGAUACAUCCGAUGUUAAGGAGCUGAUUCCGGAAUUCUUCUUUCUACCGGAAAUGUUAGUGAAUAGUAACCGCUACCGUUUGGGCAGGCAAGAGGAUGGUAGCUCGGUUGGCGACGUUGAAUUACCACCUUGGGCUUCGUCUCCUGAGGAAUUUAUACGUAUAAAUCGAAUGGCACUCGAGUCUGAAUUUGUAUCUUGUCAAUUACAUCAGUGGAUCGACCUGAUAUUCGGUUAUAAGCAGAAAGGCCCAGAAGCCGUACGUGCCACCAACGUUUUCUACUAUUUAACGUACGAGGGUAGCGUGGAAUUGGACACGAUUACCGAUCCAAUGAUGAGGGAGGCCAUAGAGAAUCAAAUUAGGAAUUUUGGACAAACGCCAUCGCAACUCUUGAUGGAGCCGCAUCCCCCGAGAAGCUCGGCGAUGCACUUGUCACCAAUGAUGUUCUCGAGCAUUCCGGACGACGUGUGCAUGACUAUCAAAUUCCCGUCUAAUUCGCCGAUCUGUCACAUCUCGGCUAACACUUAUCCUCAACUGCCACUGCCAUCGGUUGUAACGGUAACUACCGGACAGCAGUUUGCUGUUAAUCGGUGGAAUACCAAUUACGCAGCCUCCGUGCAAUCUCCGAGUUAUGCAGAUACACCUCAGGCGCAGGCUGCCAAUCAACCAUUGUCCAUGGAUCCUGUUCUUUCUCAAGCGGCAAAUAGCUCGAAUCCAACGUUACAACGUCGACAUCUAGGCGAUAAUUUUAGCCAGAAGCUCAAGAUUCGCAGCAAUUGCUUUGUUACAACUGUGGAUAGUCGAUUCUUAGUGGCCUGUGGAUUUUGGGACAACAGCUUCCGCGUCUUUUCCACCGAGACAGCAAAAAUCGUCCAGAUAGUAUUUGGUCAUUACGGAGUCGUCACUUGUCUAUCACGCAGCGAAUGCAACAUUACUUCCGACUGCUAUAUCGCAUCCGGUAGCGCUGAUUGCACUGUCCUCCUUUGGCAUUGGAACGCAAGAACACAGACUAUCGUCGGUGAGGGUGAAGCGCCGGCGCCACGUGCCACCCUUACGGGUCACGAACAGCCUGUGACGGCCGUCGUCAUAUCCGCCGAAUUGGGUUUGGUUGUCUCCGGAUCGCAUUAUGGACCAGUACUCGUCCACACUACUUUCGGCGAUCUCCUACGAUCGCUUGAAGCACCAAACGGAUUUUCAUCCCCUGAGAACAUUGCCAUGUCACGUGAGGGUAUCAUUGUGGUAAAUUAUGAACGUGGACACAUAGCAGCCUUCACUAUAAAUGGAAAGCGUCUUCGUCACGAGUCUCACAAUGAUAAUUUACAGUGUUUAUUACUGAGCAGAGAUGGCGAAUACCUGAUGACUGGAGGUGACAAGGGGAUCGUAGAAGUUUGGCGAACUUUCAACCUUGCUUUACUUUAUGCAUUUCCUGCAUGCGAAAGCAGCGUGCGCUCUCUCGCGCUCGCUCAUGAUCAAAAGUUUCUUCUAGCUGGUCUGGCAAAUGGGUCCAUUGUGAUAUUCCACAUCGACUUUAACAGAUGGCAUCACGAGUUCCAGCAGCGUUACUGAAAUUACGACUUCCUCUUUGCCUAAGAAGGCAAGAUGCACCCUCCCCCCCAAAAAAACAAACUCCUUGCGCUUAACUUUCCAUAUACUACAACAACUUCGAAUUUACAUGUAUUUCUCGGACAAACGGCGCUUGUCGUGUGUUCGAUUUCCUGUGGAUCGUUCACGAGUCUACCGAAUGUACGGGGGCACUAUAUAUUAUUUGCGCGACAUUUGUAUACGGGCCAGCUUCUCGUCAGACUAUCCUUAGAUUUGCCGCAAUUUAUGAUACGCAAAGUAUAUUCUAUCUCAGUCGUUUCGGAUUAGAUGCAAUGAUCGCGGCAAUGAAACGAAUGUGAUGCACUGCGAAUUUUAACGUUUAGCAAUAAACUCGCUUUCGUGGCUGCGUGCAGUGCUUCCGUGUAAAGGAGGUCGAGCGGAGCGUGAUACUGAGGGCGAGGUGCAAUCAGAGUUCCGGCCGUUUUAUCCCGCGUAAUUGCCGAGUGGACGUCAAACCACGUCGCAAAGGAAAAGCUUGUAAAAGCGUGAAAACUAUCACAGCGUGCCGCUCGAAACGCUAGUCAAUUAACGAAGACUCGGAUCUACCUACGUUCGCGAGUGUUCGCGCGAUUUCUUCUCACGCGACGCGGUGAAAAAGGCACGUGUUAUUCCUGAUAUAGUAUAUCGGAAGAAAAAUGAUGACCACGCCGACAUGCGAAGAGAGAAACCGCGUCGAUGAGAGACGGCAGAGCUGAACAUUAUUUUUAUGCCUGGAACUGCACGUGGAUUUGGCCCACGAUAUCCUAGCAUUUAAAUGUCCAAUUGUAAAUACGGAUAUGUAAUUCUUCACGUUAUACAUAUAUACAUACACACGUGCAUACACGCGCGCUUUAUUCCGUAUAAUUAGAGGGGCGAGGAGGAGGAGGCGAGAGGCGUGUGUAACUAUCGCGAGAGGUUUGCAUUGUAUUCUUCUCAGACGUAUUAAUGUCGCUCACGUCGAACUUUUUGGCUAAGCACCUUGUACGUUUAGUUCGGACUACAUGCACGCGAACGCACCGCGUUAUCACUGGUACCGAUAGCGCCGGUAGAGAUGCUUCGCGGGGAAAACCAAGUCGCUGAUCAUUCUCCCGGCCGCGGUAUUAAUCCCCCCCCCCCCUUUCCCCGUCGCCGCCAUCGCCGCCGCCGCAACACUUUCUACACCCUGAUGUUCGCGUCCUUCGAAAGAGAUCCUAAUUUUUAUCAAAGCCGUCCAGCUUAACUUUUUGCGAGGAUAUUUCUUAGUAUUUUCGCACGCGACGUAUAUUAAUCAGCAAAGCAAGUUAUUUAGGCUAAAGUAACAUCCCGAAUUCAUCCUUAACAUUCCGCGACUUGUCGAGGAUCGCGUUUGUGUGUUUGAAUGCGUCGGUGAUCUCUAUAAGAUGACUCGAGUGACGAUAGAGUAGGAUAUACGCGAGACGAGAGAAAGAGUGAGAGAAAGAGAGAGCGUAAAAUGUGAGAAUGAAGAAGAAAGAAAGCAGACGUGCACCUUAACACGCAACAACGAUGGGGAAGAAGAUGCUUGAUCACGCAUAGAAGCGAUAGAAUUACUAGCAUGACUUUCGUUCGUACGUCAUCGUAGAACAUGUGAUAGUCUUGUAGUGUUACUACAGAGUACUAUUGUCAUUCUGAGCCUUGUGUAUUUCGCGAGCUAGUCGUAGACACAGGACACCGUAUAAGUAUAGCCUUCAGUUGUUCGUACGUAUUCCGGACAGUAGUAGUGUAUUGUCGUCAACUUUAUUUUAAUCAUGUAUAACAAGUAAUUACUUAAUCUAUCUAAGGAGACAGCGAGGGAUAGGAAAACCGUUUUUGUUGUUGUUGCUUCAUAGCCAUACGACGAUGUUGGGUGUAUUUUCGAGGUUACCACGACAGUGGUUACAAAAUCUUUGUGUGCGAAAGAAUGAUGGGGGGUGCAAGAACGCGGAGAUAAAAGAAUGCGGGAAAGAAAUGUAAGAAAACGUAGUUUUUAUUCGGAUUUUACGCUGUGAAUCUACAAUGCAUUGUUACAAUUUACACUUGCAUCAAUUAGUAUUUGCUUUACUUAAAACAAAAUGAAAUGUCUUCAAUUUUAGGAGAAUACGUUUGUCAUACGUUACGGAGUGAUAAAAACAAAAGAGUGAUGAACAAAACUCCAGAAUAUAUUAACGCGAGUUUUUAAAAUCUAAAACGCAUCUUUAAUAAAUCUGGGCAGUUAAACAAUUUUAUUGAUUAGCACUGUACAUGGUGUUUGGUACGGAAAUGGCAAGGAACAGAUUUCUCCGCACCUCGAUACGUGUUCUAGUCAAGAAUUACCGUCGAAUUGCUGUCGUGAAUCACCUGCGAUCCUCAGCAUUUAGGUAUCGAUACACUUAAAAAGAUAUGCCGUACUGUUUACGUGUAGUUGUAUAAAGUAAAUGCAUAGUGCCGUCGUUCUUAGCGAUCAAUCACCAGUGGGCUUGCGAGAUCACGGUAGCGUUACGGUCGUAAUAUCGAUUCUUGCUGUGCGCCGGACGAUCAAGAAGGAGACCGAUCUCUCGUAAAUUGAUCGUCGGGUAAUCGUACAAUUUUUAAAUGUAUAGGAGAAUGUUACGUGUGCAACGUGUUAAUAAUGGUGUAUUGCCAUUCGUUAUGGGCGUGCUUCUGCAUGAUUGUUCGUGUCGUUUCGUUCGCGCGAAAGAAUGAGGCAUAAAUGAGAGGAAGGAAGAACGAGGGAGGAGGAUAGGGAUGAGGACACGGAUGAGGUGCCGAAGGUUCAGGGUUGUGUCUGGGUGCUUUCAACAAUAUUGCUAAUUUUUUUACGUGUGGAAACGAAUUUUUAUGUCACGCGUGUAAAUGUUUACUCGAUGUAUAGGCGCACUAUCGACACUUUAUUUUCGCCACGGUGAGAGAAAUACGAGGAAAUGGUUAAAAAAAAGAAAAAAAAGAGAAUCACACGACAUUCCAUCUGCAUUUCCUGCUUUUAGCCGAUUUAUAGUCUGCAUUUGUUCAUCUAUCUAGAUCGACCGGGCUGUGGAAGGAAGAAAGAUGAAAUUGGCAAAGCACACUCCUUGUUCAUAAAAUAGUCAAAUUAAAUGAAAAAAAAGAUGUAAUUAAAUUGCGAGAUAAUGAGGAUGAUUUUAACGACGCGUGGUAGCGAGUUUGACGUGUAUUCAGCUAGGCAGCACGCAAUUUUUCGCAAUUACUCAACGAACGCGAAGGCAGCGUAAUGGAUGAGAAUGCAUCGGGGUGACAUAAGAAGUCGCAUAAGAGAGAAGAGUUUUUAUAUUUGUUUAUAGAUGUGUGAGAAUGUGCUGCACUCUUUAAGCAAGUUGUUAGUGAAUUCCCUCCAUAUUGCUAAUAAACAUAAAAAAAGUUAACUCAGAUCGAUUUCUGUCCGUACUUGAAAACAUUCAGUACAUAAAAAAAAAAUAAAUAUUGCUACUAUUUUAAAUAACGCUAAGUACAACGCUACAAGAGUUUGCCUAUAUUAUUAUUACGAUUACGAUUUAUUGUCGUCAUUAUUAUUAAUAUUCUUAAUUAUUAUACGAUUGUGGCUACAUUAACGUACUUAAUAUCGACGGCUACCUAUAUAGGAGCAUAGAUUUGUAUAUUCGUCGGAUAAGGCCCUUAAUGUUUGCGUGUUAAGUAAUAAUUUUACUUAUCGACACUACGAUUACGAGGAGAUGAACGUAAUAAGAAGAACUGUGUAAAGUUUUAUCCGGUUCAUACGUGCCGCGAGCUGCCCGUAGACAAGUACUUACAUCUAUAGAUUAAUCGACGCGUCUGUAAUGUUAAUAAGCGUAAUCACGGGCGGGACAGGAGAGAUAACAACGCUGCAAAACACAUACACACACGUACACAUACGCGGAUAUAACACUCAAAACGCUUACUUAUUAGGCUCACUUUUAUCUACUUGAAGACCUGGUUUAAAGUCUCUCAAAAGUUAUUUAAGAGCAACGCAGGAGAGAGUCAGCGUAUGAAGCUGUAGCGGGAAAGCUCACGCGGAAUUUCGAAUCGAUCCGUCUCGAUUCUCACGAGGGAGGAUCGUAACCAAUUAGUAAACGAGAGAGCUUUUGUCGACGCGUACGAUCCAGUUUUUUUACAACAUGAUACACGAAAGUCAAUAUAACACGUAAGCCGUAAAGUUGGAGCAGCCUCGAUCGCGCGGACUCAAGAGAGGGGCUCGUCGAGCAUCGUUUGCACCAAUGUUUUAUAAGCACCGACUCGUUUUUCUUUCCUACCUCGAUCUGACGCGACCCGGUCUGACUUCGUGCGUGGAUCACCGGUCGAGCUCUUCCAAUUUACGGAUCACCCGUUUAACUGCACGAUUACAUCUCGUCAGGAUCGAGCCUCCUACCGACUACGGGCGUCCUUUGCAUCCUUCGGAAGUUGGAGUGACGCGCGCGCGAGAAGAAGAAAGAGAAUGAGAGUGUGACCAAACAAUUGUGUUCCGCGAACGAAAUGUAGUUAGUGGCCUAAUUGUUUUGCCAGCGAUGUUAGAGCACGUCCGUGACGGUUCGACGCUCGAUCGGUGGAUGUAGGAUGGACCGAGCGCCUCCGUGUCGAACGAAUCUCGACACUUGUAUUGAUUUUCGGCGAAGCCAAACCGUAAUCACGGGCACCUCGUCAUUGACAGGAGAGAUACGCGGUACAGAUUAUAAUUCCCGCCACUUUUAAAAAGUACUACUAGAUAGAAAAGUACUUAAGUCGUUGCUACAUACCAGUAUAUAUAAGCUCUAUCGCUUAUUUUAUACUUAGAAGUAUUGUAAUGUUCGAUUAGAGGUAAUAUAAUGGGAAAGUUGUAUCUUAGCGUAAGGUAGAAUAAUCUGUAAAGAUAAGUAGUCAAAUAAAUGAAAAGUACAUUUGA
Solenopsis invicta (red fire ant) is the source of this 17776-nucleotide messenger RNA. RefSeq names its product neurobeachin. NCBI's taxonomy places the organism in Eukaryota, Metazoa, Arthropoda, Insecta, Hymenoptera, Formicidae. Bases 3094 to 12939 code for a protein of 3281 amino acids. Gene Ontology annotation, cellular component: membrane; cytosol. Gene Ontology annotation, biological process: intracellular protein localization. The transcript has 53 exons. Gene Ontology annotation, molecular function: protein kinase binding. The record is from RefSeq and is a predicted model, not a curated record.